Messenger RNA from Plenodomus lingam JN3, 3711 nucleotides. RefSeq lists its product as uncharacterized. Gene Ontology annotation, biological process: mRNA splicing, via spliceosome. Gene Ontology annotation, molecular function: U2 snRNA binding; protein binding. Gene Ontology annotation, cellular component: nucleus; U2 snRNP. Lineage: Eukaryota; Fungi; Ascomycota; Dothideomycetes; Pleosporales; Leptosphaeriaceae. The record is from RefSeq and is a predicted model, not a curated record.
AUGACGAGCUUCUCGACCAUGUCCUUGUAUGCUUUGACGGUCAAACACCCGUCGGCUACGCAGGAUGCUAUUUCCGGUGAUUUCCUGGGAAACGGCAAGCAGCAAAUCCUCACUGCAAAUGGCUCUCGACUCGCAAUCCUCGAGGUCUCACGGCGGCAGAAAGGUUUCCAAGAGCUGUAUUCACAAGACAUGUUUGGGAUUGUGCGCCGUAUAGCCAAGUUCAGAAUUGCUGGUGGUACCAAGGACCACAUUGUCAUCACCACCGACUCUGGAAGGCUAGUAACAUACGAGUAUCUGCCCGAUGAGCACGCCUUUAAGACAGUGCACUUCGAAACGUAUGGCAAGUCUGGAAUACGACGCGUCGUACCUGGCGAGUACCUGGCUGCCGACCCGAAAGGGCGCGCCAUUAUGCUUGCUUCGACGGAGAAGAACAAGCUGGUCUACAUCCUCACCCGAAGCGGUCAGACCGAUAUCGCCAUCUCGUCCCCACUAGAGGCACAUAAACCACAAACCCUCGUGUACUGCCUUAUCGGACUUGAUGUUGGGUAUGACAACCCAAUGUUCGCUAGUAUCGAGGUGGAUUAUUCAAGUUCAGAGACAGAUCCGAGUGGAGAGGCUUACGACGAGAUCAAAAAGGAGGUCGUGUACUAUGAGCUAGAUCUUGGGUUGAACCACAUUGUUCGGAAGUGGUCAGAACCAAUUGAUCGCACGGCCAACACUCUGUUCCGAGUGCCAGGAGGUGCCAAUGCUCCCAGUGGAGUCCUUGUCUGCGGUGAAGACAACAUUACAUAUCGUCGCAUAUUCAACCAAAAAGAGAACGUCCACCGCCUUGCGAUCCCGCGACGUGAGGGACCCACUGAAGAUCCUAAUCGAAAGCGCAUGAUCGUUGCUGGUACCCUCUAUUCUCUCAAGGGCGGCGAUUUCUUCUACCUUCUCCAGACGGAGGACGGUGAUGUCUUCAAGCUUACUGUUGAGGCUUCUAAUGGCAAGGUCGAGAAGAUCAAGAUCAAGUACUUCGACACUAUACCAGUGUGUACUAGUAUAUGCAUCCUUCGGGCAGGAUUCGUAUAUGCUGCUUGUGAAUCUGGGGACCGGAUACUGUACGAACUGGAAUCGCUCGGUGACGAAACCGAAGAUCCUCUCUUCUCAAGCGAUCAAUUCCCCGUUGACACGGAUGCAAAAUUUGCUCCUCCAUACUUUAAGCCGAGAGCCUUAACGAACUUGACUGCAGUGGAGCAGAUGCCCAGUCUCAACCCCAUCAUGGGCAUGGAGGUUGCCAAUCCCGCGUUGGAGGAUGCACCACAGAUCUACACAAUCAAUGGCACAGGUGGUCGGAGUUCUUUCCGGUCCACGAGGAAUGCGUUGGAAGUCCUUGAUCUCAUUGAAUCGCCGUUGCCUCAAAACGCCUCUGAUGUGUGGACAACCAAGUUGACCAGCGACGAUGAGACUGAUACACUCAUCGUCCUGUGCCUGCACAGCAGAACGCUUGUACUCAAGAUUGGCGAUGAUGUAGAGGAGGCAUCAAAUACUGGUUUCCUUCCGGACACCAACACGCUUGGUGUUCAGCAAUUUGGAGAAGACUGUAUCAUCCAGAUCCAUCCCAAGGGUAUCCGUCAUAUCCAGGGGAUUCAAUUCCCGGACAAUGAUGCUAACGCGACUCACCAAAGCCUCACUGAUUGGCAACCUCCCGCUCAUCGUACAAUUGUAGCAUGCGCAACAAAUAACCGGCAGGUUGCAAUUGCGCUCAGCUCUGGUCAAAUUCUAUACUUCGAAUGCGACUCAGACGGCUCGCUCGCUAUGGCCGAGGAAGAGAUCGCCCUAGACAGUACUAUCAACUGUCUUGCGAUGCCGGACGUGCCAGAGGGUAGCGUUCGUGCUUUUUUUCUCGCUGUCGGCUGCAGCGAUCAAACCGUCAGAAUCUUCAAUUUGAGCCCUGAUAUGGAGGGUAACAUUUUGAGGAGUAUUUCGGUACAAGCGCUAACAUCACCGCCCAGCGACCUGACGAUCAAUUUAAUGUCGGACAAGUCGCCACGCGGGUAUAGUCAAUUCCUACACAUCGGCCUGCGAAGUGGCGUCUACAUACGCUCCGUCCUUGACGAGAUGACUGGCGACAUUGGGGACACGCGAAGACGUUUUCUCGGCCCUGAGCCCAUCAAAUUUGCAAAGGUUACUGUGGCAGGCGAACCCGCCAUCCUUGCAAUGACCUCCAGGCCCUGGCUAGGCUACACUCAUCCAAGAACUGGCGUGCUUCAGCUGACACCCUUGAACUACAUUGCUUUCAAGUCCGCAUGGAACUUUGAUGGCUCUCAGUUCAAAGGUAUCAUCUGUGUGAGCGCCAAUGAACUGCGAAUCUUCACCUUCAACGACUUGACCGACAACACGACUUAUGAAAACAUCCCACUCAAGUACACGCCCAGGAAGAUGGUCGGAUAUCACGAACAGGGAAUCUUCUACAUCAUCGAAAGUGAAUGCAAUACUCUCAACGCAGACACACGACAGAACCUCAUUCAGAAAGCCAGUAAGCAGGAUGAGAAUGGUAAUGGCGAGGCCACGAAUGGCACGGAGGAAAGCGACGAGCUGCCAGCAGUCGACUUUGGCUAUCCACGAGCCCAGGGCAGAUGGGCAUCAUGCAUCCAGGCAGUCGAUCCGGUCAGUGAGAAGGCUGUUACGCACACGAUUGAACUCAAAACAAACCAAUCUCUUGUCAGUGCUGCUCUCGUCUUCUUUGAGAGCCGUGGCGAAGAUGCGUUUUUGGCUGUCGGUACUGCUAAGGAUCUCAGCUUCACACCUUACAAGUACUCUGGCGCCUCUAUUCAGAUCUAUAAGAUUUCUCCAAACGGACGUGAGUUCGAGUUCUUCCACGAAACCGAAGUCGGCGAGCCUCCUCUUGCACUACUUGCUUUUAAGGGCAAACUCAUUGCUGGUGUAGGACGCCAUUUAUGCCUGUACGACUGCGGCAUGAAGUCGGUACUGCGAAAGGCACAGGCUCCUAACUGCGUUGCGACACGCAUCACAGAUAUCAAGACACAAGGAAGUCGCUUAGUUGUCUCUGAUCAGGCACAGUCCGUCACAUACGUCGUACACAAGGACCAAGUUCAUCCUAACCGAUUAAUUCCUUUCGCUGAUGACACUGUCCCUCGCCAUACUUCUGCUUCCGACAUGUUGGACUACGAAACCACGGUAGGCGGCGACAAGUUUGGUAACAUCUGGCUGGUACGAUGUCCUCCGAAGGUCUCAGAGGCCUCAGACGAAUCACCAGAUGGGUCCGACCUGCUUGUGGACAAGAGCUUUCUCGGUGGCACGCCCAACCGCCUUGAUCUUGUUGCACAUUACUUCGCCAACGACAUUCCCGUUUCGAUACAGAAGACGGUCCUGCUGUCAGGUGGUGAGCGCAUCAUCUUCUGGGCCGGUCUGCAAGGCACUCUGGGCGCUCUCAUUCCGUUCAAUUCUCGGCGACAACACAAGAUGUUCCAACAACUGGAGUUGCAGCUUCGCCAAGACGACAAGCCGCUUUCAGGUCGUGACCACUUGGCCUACCGCAGCUACUUUGCUCCGGUAAAGUGUGUCAUUGAUGGUGAUCUGAUUGAGCGUUUCCUCGUCUUGUCACGGGACAAGAGGGAGAGCAUUGCUGGUCAGAUGACGGGUGCCGAGUGGACUCCGAGCAUGAUUGAUGAAGCGAUUUGGAACAUGCGCGGCCUCUAUGCCUUCUAG